Messenger RNA from Myripristis murdjan (pinecone soldierfish), 1335 nucleotides. It is a transcript of the gene prxl2b, whose product is annotated as peroxiredoxin like 2B. The coding region runs from base 121 to 726 and encodes 201 amino acids. The transcript is spliced from 7 exons. The record is from RefSeq and is a predicted model, not a curated record. Gene Ontology annotation, molecular function: prostaglandin F synthase activity. NCBI's taxonomy places the organism in Eukaryota, Metazoa, Chordata, Actinopteri, Holocentriformes, Holocentridae. Gene Ontology annotation, biological process: prostaglandin biosynthetic process.
GUAUGAGGAUGCAGUUGUUUUGCAACUACGGGGCGGGCGUGUACUUCGAAAUUACUACUGUAAACUGUAAACGUAACAUUAGUAAUAUUGUUGCCUUGUAGGUCGUGUAGUGCCGAGAAAAUGACAAAUAUCGACCUCGUCAAAGUUGGAAAGAACCUGCUGAAGAGUGCCGACACUGGGGAGCAUGUGGAGCUCCAGGCUCUGUGGCAGGAGAGGCCAGUGGUCCUGCUGUUCCUGCGCAGGUUUGGCUGUCAGGUGUGUCGGUGGAUGGCCUCAGAGACCAGCAAGAUUGAGGCAGACCUGAGAGCCAGUGGUGUCCAGCUGGUCGGCAUCGGACCGGAAGAGACAGGGCUGAAGGAGUUCAUGGAAGGAGGAUUUUUUAAAGGAUCCCUUUAUAUUGAUGAAAAAAAGAAAACCUACAAGGACUUGGGCUUUAAAAGGUACUCUGCCUUAAACGUGAUUCCAGCUGCAUUAGGGAAAAAAGUGCGAGAUGUAAUUGCAAAGGCCAAUGCUGAAGGCAUCCAGGGGAACUUCACAGGAGAUCUGCUACAGAGUGGAGGCAUGCUCAUUGUGGCCAAAGGUGGAGAAAAGGUCCUCCUGCACUUUGUCCAGGACUCACCAGGGGACUACGUACGUUUGGAGGACAUUGUUAAGGCUGUGGGUGUCUCAGCCAAUGCACAAGCAGGACAGAUGCCGGUGUGCCACGAUGACGUCUGUACUCUAUGAUGGCCUCACUCUCUGCCUGAACGACACCUACACUUGGGAAGGUCACACGGACAAUAAGGCAUGGAGCUCUGUUAAAACAGAAAGUAAUCAGUCAAACAAGCCUUUACAAAAUGCUACAAAAGUAAAAUUUUACAUUCUUAACCUUAGUGUGAUUGUGAACAUAAGACAAGCAAUAUUCAUAUUACUUUUAUAUUACCUUUAUAUUGCAAAUGUAUAAAAGGCUUUAUGUCGCAAAAACACUCACAGUCUUAAUUGUAUUGUAAAUCCUGAAUUCCAGUUACCUCAGUUGACUUGAAUGUUGACCAGUGUGUUUGUCUUGUCUCGUCUUUAGGUUGAUGUGUAUAUCGAUUUACAUUUUGUCAUUGUCAUGUCAAAUAAUUUUAUACUAAAUUAAUUGCUUUUGUAUGCACUGAAUAGUUUAAAAUCAGUAGAUGGCUUCAUUCAUGCUGUCUCACAGCAGCUGUGGCGGUGAGGAUGUUUUCUAAUCCCUGGACAUGAGAAGCAGCCAGUCUGCUCAUGCCAGGUUGUUUGAUCGCUUGAUUAAUAAUACUUGAUUAAAAACUCUGUCUGGCACCAUCACAGGAUCACAGCAGCAUUAUUGUGGUUUCC